Messenger RNA from Saprolegnia diclina VS20, 744 nucleotides. RefSeq lists its product as hypothetical. The transcript is spliced from 2 exons. Bases 16 to 672 code for a protein of 218 amino acids. The record is from RefSeq and is a predicted model, not a curated record. NCBI's taxonomy places the organism in Eukaryota, Oomycota, Saprolegniomycetes, Saprolegniales, Saprolegniaceae.
GCGUCCAGCAGUGGCAUGACGGACGACGAGUCGCACCUCGCGCUGCUGACCUUGCUUGGCGCUGGCGCAUACGCCGUGACAUACCUGCACACGAAGGCGCUCUCAUCGGCUGCAGAGGUUCCUUUCGAGGAAGAGGCGCGGCGCACCGAGCGGCUCGUGCGCAUCCGCGACCAAGCCGCCACGCUCAAGAACGCAUAUGACGCUGCUGUCGCGCAGCACUCGCGACUAGACAAGCUCAUGGCCGACUACGAGGCUGCGAGACUAGCCUCCAUGCAAGGGCUACGACUCGCUGCCAAGAGCGCAAUCGACGAGGUCGCCAUGCUCGUCAAUAGCAGUUGCACCGACUACUUGGACCAGCAGCGUGCUAUAGCGCGACGCCUCCCGCCACCACCAGUAGACGAGCCUGCCCCAGAGACAUUGGUUUUGCAAGCGUUGCCAUCAUCACGAGCACGACCACCUGUGCGGCAGGGGGAGCACGGAGGCGUCGUCUUGCUCAUCAUGAUGGUGUGCUGUGGUAUCGCGCUGUACGCUUCCAAGCGGCGCCAGACGCAUCGAACCACGACACAGACAGCCUCCAUGGCACACGCGACGUACAGGCAACAUGUACGAUUGGUGGCGACGCGGAACGACGAGGAAGACGAUGGGCAUGCUAGCACUCGGCGGGUACCGUAGGAUAAGUCUGCAAUCUUCCCCGCGCGUCGACCCAUAAAGUAAAUACAAGCAUCGACGAUUUAGUAACGCUAA